Pollicipes pollicipes is the source of this 1203-nucleotide messenger RNA. RefSeq names its product PRKCA-binding protein. Gene Ontology annotation, molecular function: phospholipid binding; protein domain specific binding; protein kinase C binding. Lineage: Eukaryota; Metazoa; Arthropoda; Thecostraca; Pollicipedomorpha; Pollicipedidae. Gene Ontology annotation, biological process: regulation of Arp2/3 complex-mediated actin nucleation; intracellular protein transport; dendritic spine maintenance. The record is from RefSeq and is a predicted model, not a curated record. Gene Ontology annotation, cellular component: postsynaptic density; trans-Golgi network membrane; postsynaptic early endosome.
GGCGACCGAGGACCUGCUGCUGGCCGACCUGGCCGCGCCUCCGCCGGCCGCCGAGCACGACCUGCUCGGCGCGCUGUAGCGCCGCACCGCGGACUGACGAAGAACCUGCGGUGUGCGUCGCGCUCGCUAAAUGUAUCUGUGUCUCAUGCGCGGCUUUCAUUACUCCGGUCGUCAUCUGCCUUGCUCUUGCGACGUGAUUGGUUUUCUGUUUUUGUUCAUCGUAGUGAUCAUUCGAGGACAUCAUGUGACGCUGCUAGUCAUUGUUUCUGAUGAGCUUGUAUCGUCUGGGCCUGAUGCUCAUGUGCUUCUCAGCUGCAUUUAGAUGACUGAUCUCUGGGAACCUGGGUCUUCAACGGUUGUUAAUCUCUGAGAACCUGUGUCUUCAACGGUUAUUAAUUGCGGUUGUGCCAUAAAGGAUUUGAUUUCGUAUCGUCGUUCCUAUUUUGCUUAUGUGUGCUAUGUUUGUUAGUGUCAGUAAGAUAUGUAUGGUGUUCGAAACUGUUGUUGCCUUGAUUGAAAUGUGGUGUUGCUUACGUCACAGAAGUGACUUGAAAACUCAUUAAGUGAAAAGCUAAUUAACUUUUUAACUUAACAUUAGAACUCAACUACCUUAACUUAAAAUGGCCUAUUAACUUAAAAGUUAAGACGUAUUAACCUUUAAAACUCAGUACCAACUGAAUUAAAAUGAUCCUUGAAUCAUUAUAUGCGUCUUAGCAAUUAAGUGAAAUGCAUCAUGAACGAAUUUCUCAUCAUGGACAUCGCUCGCACACCCGACAAGGCCAAACAUGGAACGGGCGCCCAGACGCAGGACAUUGUUGAUGGCGCCCAAAUAUGCAACAGUGAUUGACAUAUUUUGUGAUAGAGUGGUCUUUGUUUUUCAGGUAUUGCGUGUUUUUUUGUUGUUGCAAAAUCUUAACAGCCAGUGGGUAUUCAAAUUAAUGAAUCAUAUGCCUUUUGCCCACAAAAUGAAAACAAUCAAGGUAAUCUGAUCAUUUGUUUGUUUUUGUUUGUUUUUUUUUUUGCUAGAGCGUGCUCGUUAAGACGAAACCGAGUGGGUUUUUUUUAUUCCCCAACUUACGAUACGCUUUUUCCCCUGCCCUCAUGGGCGUAGGAACAGGGAGCGCCAGGGGGCGUGGCCUUCCCCCCACUUUGCAAGGUGGGAGAGGGGCAGCAGUGUUAACCUCCCCCACUUUUCAGAAUAAG